Messenger RNA from Rhododendron vialii, 925 nucleotides. Its product is annotated as disease resistance protein Roq1-like. The transcript is spliced from 2 exons. The record is from RefSeq and is a predicted model, not a curated record. Gene Ontology annotation, biological process: defense response. NCBI's taxonomy places the organism in Eukaryota, Viridiplantae, Streptophyta, Magnoliopsida, Ericales, Ericaceae. Bases 311 to 925 code for a protein of 204 amino acids. Gene Ontology annotation, molecular function: ADP binding.
UCCGGGGGAAAUUAAGGAGCAGUCGAAAAGUCUCGAUUUCGGGAUAAAGAAAGUGGCGGCUGAGAAAGUGAAGGGAUGGAGUUCGGCUCUUAAAGAAAUUGCGAGUAUGGUUGGGAUGGUUUCUAAAAAUCAAUAUGAUGGCUAUGAAGCUAAGUUCAUUGAGGAAAUUGUUGGUGUACUCAAAGGCAAGCUAGCUCACAAGCACCGGAGUGUUGACAACCAUCUUGUAGGUAUGGAUUUGCGAACUGAGCAUCUUAAUUGUUGACUAAAAGAUAGGUCGAGCGGGGUUGGCGUCCUUUUGACAUAUGGAAUGGGUGGAAUCGGGAAGACGAUGAUUGCUAAAAUCGUGUACAAUUCAAACCAUCAUAUUUAUGAUGCUGCCUGUUUUCUGGAAAAUGUUACUGGAGUUUCCAAAGGACACAAUGGAUUAGUUGAUUUGCAGAGACAUCUUCUUUCGGAUAUUUCAGGGAAAAACGACCGCAUAAACAAUGUUGAUGAUGGACGUUGGCGGAUCAAUUAUGCAUUAAGUAACAAAAGAGUUCUUCUUGUCCUUGAUGAUGUGGAUCAAACAGAACAACUAUUUGCAUUAGCUGGCCAACAAGAUUGGUUUUCUCAGGGACGUAAAAUUAUCAUAACCACUAGGCUCAAGAGCUUGUUGAAGAAUGCUGAUGAAAUUUAUGAUGUGUACUGGCCUGAAAAAUUAUCUCAUGAUGAAUCACUUGAGCUUUUCAGUUGGCAUGCUUUUAGACAAAAAUGCCCUAUUAAAAGUCACAUUGACUUAUCAAAAAGGUUUGUGCAAUACUGUGAUGGGCUUCCUUUAGCUCUGCAAGUAUUGGGAUCUUCUUGUCGAGAGAAAAGUAUAGAUGUAUGGGACACAAGCUGCAAGCACAUUCUGAUAACACCAUUCUGGAAAAACUUGAAAUAA